Messenger RNA from Filobasidium floriforme, 780 nucleotides. RefSeq lists its product as uncharacterized. The transcript is spliced from 2 exons. The coding region runs from base 1 to 780 and encodes 259 amino acids. The record is from RefSeq and is a predicted model, not a curated record. NCBI's taxonomy places the organism in Eukaryota, Fungi, Basidiomycota, Tremellomycetes, Filobasidiales, Filobasidiaceae.
AUGUCUCAAAUCCCGUCAAGAGUCUUGGACGCGGUGGAGGACUAUGUAGUGAUGUUAGUGUCACUCGUUAUGAAAAAUAUAAACGAGGGAGUCCCGUGGGCGCCUGAUGGAGAUCUCGCGCAGAUCAUCGAUGAAGUCAGGAGGAAAUGGGGAAGCGCCAGUCAGGGAGACAUGCCAGACCAAAUUGAAAGGUUGAUAAUUGAUACGUGGUUCACCAAGCAGAUUAUACUCGCCAGAGACAUCUUCUUGGCAACGCUCAGAGACGAUCGAGGCGACAGCGAUGAGAAGGGCAAUUGCGCCUACAUCUUUGAGCAGGGGAAAGAGAGAAGGUCGUUAUGGCGGCUAUGCAUUUGGUGUAUGGACAUGCAUCAAUGGGCGCGUUGUCUCUUGGACUUCGACUCCAAUCGUAGAGACAUCCCCAACGACAAAGCAGAGAUUCUAGGCGAGCUGCUCAAAUAUACGGAAGAGUACUCCCGAGAAGACGGAACGGUAGAGCAAAACCUGCGAGGAAAUCUCCUCGAUGAAUGCGAGACGGCGUUCAAAAGAUACGGCUGGAAGGAUUUCACUAGACAGGAACAACCCUUUGCAGAGACCCCAGCCGAGACUUCGAUCAACACCGAAGGGGCCUCGAGUAGAUCUGGCGCAGCCGACAACAGCUACGCUCACUCAGGCGGGGUACAGGCAAACCCAGCGGGCCAAGAGGUCACCACCCGGUCAUCCUUCACGCACUCAAGACCGUUCUCUACUCGCGGCACCUCCUUUAGGCGUAGUCCCAGAUGA